AUGGUCCGCAUAGAAGAACUCCCUGAUGAUUUCGAAGAAUCCCUCGAUCUUAAUAAACCCCACGCUCCGGGACCUACACUGGGCGCGCAGGCUAUCCUCAACGAAACACCCUUCGGCAUCAAGGAAAAUGCCUCCGUACAGGACCCAACCGCCCCUCCCAUGCCGCCUGGCAUGGCCUCGGUCAAGUCGCAUACAGCAGAAGAAAUAUUUGACAUGAUGAAUAAGACCCCGCUGUUCAUGACUGAUCUUUCGAAAGCAACGGAUGGAGAUGAGGAAAAUAUUGGUCUUGAAGCCAUGCGGGCUUUGCAAUAUGAAGGGACACGAGCGGAAGUGGCUCAGGGAUUUCGGGAAUCGGGAAACCAGGUCACGAGGCAGAAGAAAUGGGCGGAUGGGAAAGAAUUCUACACCAAGGCUAUUGCGGUGCUUACAGACGAUAAUAAAUGGGAGAAGGGCGAGGACCCUGAAGGGGAUCGUAUAAAGGAACGCGAAAUCGCGGAAGCUUGCUAUACGAAUCGCGCAUUGUGUAAUCUGGAAUUGAUCUGCUGGCUGAUUUACAAACUAGAAAACUACAGGUCAACCACUCUCGACUGCGCUUCGGCGCUGAAACUCAACCCGAAAAAUGUCAAGGCUUACUACAGAUCCACCUGUGCCCUCUUCGCACUCGACAAAAUCCCCCAAGCAGAAGAUACAUGCGCAAGGGGGCUAGCCUUAGACCCGCCCAACAAACCAUUGCAAACCAUGUCUGCCAAAAUAUCCGCGCGCAAAUCCGCCCUCGAGGAAAUCGCCGCCAAGCGACGUGCCGAAGAGGAGCGCGCCCGCAAGGAGAAACUGCUCCUUAACUCCGCGCUGCGGGCCCGUGAAAUCAGAGUCCGGAACUCCGACCAGCCACCCGAACUUGAAGAUGCCGUUAUACACCUGUCCCCUGACCCGCUCUCACCCAAAAGCACCCUCGUCUUCCCCACCGUCUUCCUAUACCCCUUGGAAGCGCAGUCGGAUUUCGUCAAAGCUUUUGCUGAAACAGAGACGAUUGGCGACCAGCUAAGUUAUAUAUUCCCCUUGCCGUGGGAUUCACGGCAGGAGUACAAGCUUGAGUCUGUGGAAUGCUUUAUGGAGACAGCGGCUGGGGGACUUAUCAAAGUUGGGAAGAAAAUGCCGUUGUUGAAGAUAUUGGAGGGCGGAAAGGUGGAGGUUGUGGACGGGCUGGUUAAGAUCAAUAUUGUGCCGACGGGCAAGUCAAAGCAGUGGAUUGAGGAGAUGAAGGCGAGGAAGGUGGUUUGA
Molecule: messenger RNA, 1278 nt
Organism: Histoplasma mississippiense
Lineage: Eukaryota; Fungi; Ascomycota; Eurotiomycetes; Onygenales; Ajellomycetaceae
Exons: 3
Coding region: 1-1278 (425 amino acids)
Biological process (GO): protein folding
Molecular function (GO): Hsp90 protein binding
Source: RefSeq, a predicted model, not a curated record